AUGUGUAGCCCGGGGCGACACUCGUCCCCCAUCAUGGAUUGGACCAAACUACCCCCAGAAGUGCUCGAGAUAAUCCUCACACAUCUAGAUCUUGACACAGUCAAGGCUCUUCGUCUAACAGACCGAAAGCUCGCAGACAAGUGCAUUGGACCCCGUUUUUUAAGCUCCAUUCAACAACCCAUAUUUGAUGUAUCGUCGCACAGCCUUCGUUCUCUUUAUGCCUUGGCUUGCAACCCUGCCCUCAGCAACAUGAUCUAUUCUCUAACCUUCUUGGCCAUUAGCCUUCACUCUUCCGAAUUAAUGAAGAACGUGAGUUCUGCAAAACGUACUGUGCGGAAAUCCCACGGGUCCUUUGUUACAGCGACCACGGUAGCCUAUCCCCCCGAGGAACUUUCAAACGCCAAAAACGAUCUGAACUGGUUGCGAGGACAGAAAAAAGCAAGAGCCAAUGAGUUGUCGAGUGAGAUGAUUGAACUUAUUCAUUUUGCGCUCAAAGGGUUUGGCGAGUUGAAUUCUAUACAAUUAGAUGGUGCGGUCAUCACCGGACGUACGCAGAGAGAAUCGACAUGGAAUGAUGAAUGGCAUCCGCUCUGGAAGCGAGGCUCGCAUGUAUUCUCUUUGGUUAUAACAGCCAUGGCGCAGAGCGGGAUCUCGGUGAAGAAAUUCGAUGCAUAUCGCAGUACUCCUAGAUGCUGCAUUCCAUCUGGUGAUAUCACCACCUAUGCAUCAAGUCUCAAUCCAAGUCAGCUAGGGCUAGUGGGCAAGGGCCUGGAAUCACUCAAGCUGAGUAUAUCUGCGGAGGUACAGAAUGCUCGUGACCUUGCCAAUGCUCUUAAGAUAGUUGGGCCAGAUGAAUACACACCAGAUGGACUUUUAUCACGCGAUGAUCCUGGUGCAGAGCUAGCUGAUGGCACACCGGGGAUUACACCCCUACUCAAGUCUGUGUCUGCUCUUCGAGAGCUAGAUUUGUCUUUUCGCCAUACGCUGAAAGACGGGACAACGGACAGCUACGACCGGAUCAUUGAAAGUAUCGCCCAUGAAACCCAGUUCCCGAUACUAGAAAAAUGUGCAUAUUCUGGAUUCCUGGCAAAAAGGGAUUCGAUUCUGCUAUUUCUACAGAAGCAUCCCGACCUCCGCUCUUUCACAUUACAUGAGUGUGUUUUGACCACUGGGUCAUGGACACCCAUUUUUUCUCAUCUAGACCAAUCGAUGCCAAGGCUCGAAAACGUCAGCUUCUCGAACUUGUAUGGAAAACAUAAACAGGAAGAGGAGGGCAAGCAGGAAGUUGAUGGUGCUGUGAAGUACCUGAAGAUUCUCUUGAAGAUUCUCUUGAAGAUCUCUCUUAUUGAGAAAUUCUCUCCUCUUGCCAAUAAGUUUGAAUAUGAGCUUCAGUGGGAUCUCGAAACGCGCAAGUCGCAUUUUGAAGCCUAG
Messenger RNA from Penicillium atrosanguineum, 1431 nucleotides. Its product is annotated as Protein pyrABCN. The transcript has 2 exons. Gene Ontology annotation, molecular function: protein binding. Lineage: Eukaryota; Fungi; Ascomycota; Eurotiomycetes; Eurotiales; Aspergillaceae. The coding region runs from base 1 to 1431 and encodes 476 amino acids. The record is from RefSeq and is a predicted model, not a curated record.